This is a messenger RNA of Setaria italica (foxtail millet), 1150 nucleotides long. Its product is annotated as protein FATTY ACID EXPORT 5. The coding region runs from base 228 to 935 and encodes 235 amino acids. Lineage: Eukaryota; Viridiplantae; Streptophyta; Magnoliopsida; Poales; Poaceae. The record is from RefSeq and is a predicted model, not a curated record. Gene Ontology annotation, cellular component: membrane. The transcript has 6 exons.
UCCCCGUUUCCCACGUGCCCCGGUCGCCGCCGAGCACGAAGGAAACAGCCGCGUCGCAGCGACCAACCAACCAACGACUUCCCCCUCCUCUGACCGCCUCCCCACUCGGAACAAGAAACCGGCGACUCCAUUCCGCACGAUCCGCGCCGCGAGUUUCGUUCCGAGCAAACUCGCUCUCUUUCACAACGGUGCCGUAGGCGCAAGCGAGCCCCACGGCGGCAGAGUCGAUGGCCGCGGCGCAGAUCCGCGGAUCCGCCGCGCCGGCGAAGGCGACGGCGAGGCGGUGGCUGGCCCAGCCCAGCGCCCGGAUCCUCCGCUUCGCGCCGCUAGCACCGUCCACCGUCCCGGCGUCGCUUCGGUGGGGGGCGUUCGGUGACCUUGCCGCUAGUGCCGCGUACAAGCCAUUGACUACAAUGUGCAUGAAGGCAGACUAUACCACUCCUGUUGAUUCUGUCACCGCUACAGAGCAAACAGGUGGUGAAAUUGAAGAGCCAGCCAUUGCGGCACCUGCUAAUGAAGAGAUAAGUACAGAGCAGGAGGUUGUUCCUCAACAAAAGUGUGCAAAGAUACACGACUUUUGCCUAGGGAUCCCUUUUGGUGGAUUCCUGUUUUCCAUGGGCCUUAUUGGAUUUCUAUUUUGGAGGAGUCCUGUGAGUCUUACUUUCGGUGUUGCACCUGGCCUUGCUAUAUUAGCCCUUGGUGUGCUUAGCCUUAAAGUUUGGAGGAGCGGAAAAUCCAGCUUGCCGUUCAUACUGGCGCAAGCAGGUGUUGCUGCUGCGGUAUCAUGGAAGCACUGUCAGGCAUACACACAAACGAAGAAGGUGCUUCCCUGGGGUUUCUAUGCUGCACUCAGUGCUGCGAUGAUAUGCUUCUACGCCUACGUUCUGCUUGCUGGAGGGAAUCCGCCUCCAAAGAAGGCAAGAGCUGCCGCUUGAUUCAUUGUUGAAGACCUUUCGCUGAAUCUUCUCAUAAUUGUACUAAUGUUGAUGAUAGGGUUACGUUUUUCUUUAUUUCCGUUGGUGAAUACCGAACACAAAGUUGUGUUGUAGAUAAAUUUUACCUUGUUUUACAUGACUUUUUGUUGUUUCCUUAAUCUAAAUAUUGUAAAGUGCGAGUUUUUUAAAGAACGUUUUUCACUGAAGCAAACCCA